AUGUUCCUGGCUGACACUGUGGACUUCAUCAUCAUCGUCUUUGGCUUUUGGGCCUUUGGGAAACACUCUGCAGCUGCAGAUAUCACCUCGUCACUGUCGGAGGACCAGGUCCCUGGGCCGUUUCUGGUGAUGGUCCUCAUUCAGUUUGGGACCAUGGUGGUGGACCGAGCACUCUACCUCAGGAAGACUGUCUUGGGAAAGGUCAUCUUCCAGGUCAUUCUUGUGUUUGGAAUUCACUUCUGGAUGUUCUUCAUCUUACCUGGUGUGACUGAGAG
This is a messenger RNA of Galeopterus variegatus (Sunda flying lemur), 275 nucleotides long. RefSeq names its product piezo-type mechanosensitive ion channel component 2-like. Gene Ontology annotation, biological process: regulation of membrane potential; cellular response to mechanical stimulus; detection of mechanical stimulus. The annotation marks the transcript as partial. The transcript has 2 exons. Gene Ontology annotation, cellular component: plasma membrane. Gene Ontology annotation, molecular function: mechanosensitive monoatomic ion channel activity; monoatomic cation channel activity. Lineage: Eukaryota; Metazoa; Chordata; Mammalia; Dermoptera; Cynocephalidae. The record is from RefSeq and is a predicted model, not a curated record.